Molecule: messenger RNA, 1926 nt
Organism: Mya arenaria
Lineage: Eukaryota; Metazoa; Mollusca; Bivalvia; Myida; Myidae
Product: QRFP-like peptide receptor
Exons: 4
Coding region: 339-1745 (468 amino acids)
Biological process (GO): G protein-coupled receptor signaling pathway
Cellular component (GO): membrane
Molecular function (GO): peptide binding; G protein-coupled receptor activity
Source: RefSeq, a predicted model, not a curated record
UUUAUAGUUUGAUUCUGCAAGAAGCUUGUUCAAAGAAGUUAUGGCAUGUGUUCACAAGUUCCUACUUCAUGGACAUUUUUGGUGUAAUGUUAAGUCUUAUAACAUUUCCAGUGAGCUAAACGGAAUAAAGAAGUAAAUGUUGCGUCGCAUAGCUAACAGUUAACCUUUUAUAAAGGUGUUCUUCUUGAUGGCUCAGUUCCGAUUCCGUUUAAUUAAAGUUACAAAUACCUUGGACUAAAUAAACAUCUGUCUGUGCGUUUUUUCGGCUUAGUAAUUUUGUUAAACUUUCAUUUUUGUAAAACUAAAGUGAACUUAAUAAAUGGUGAGAUAAAACGAAAAUGUCUUUGCAUGUGGAAUAUUACCAAAUGAAUUACUCCUCCGCAAAUGAGUCCAGCAUUGACUACGGAUACAUUGACCCGGAUAACUUGUGGGCAGACGUACUGGACGACUUCAAAAAGAGCCAGCUCACCCUGCACGAACCGGUCACAAUAAUAUUGCUCAUAUUAUAUGUGCCUAUCUUCGUGACGUCAUUGGUGGGCAACAUCCUCGUGCUGCUUGUGAUUGUACCCAACCAGCGCAUGUGGACCGUCACCAACAAUUUCCUCGUCAACCUUGCAGUGGCAGACCUGCUUGUGACGGUACUGUGCAUGCCGAUGACGAUGGCUGGAAAGGUGUACAAACUGUGGGUUUAUGGAGAUGUCUUAUGCAAAAUGACGCCUUACUUACAAGGUGUUUCCGUGACAACUAGCACAUUUACAAUAACUGCGAUGAGCUUGGACAGAUGCUUAGCAAUACUGUAUCCGGUUAAGUUCCGGAACCUCCGCACCAAGCGUAAUGUCCGAACGCUGAUCGUCCUUGUCUGGUUGACUUCAUUUCUACUGAUGAUACCAUUGCUCUUCGUUAAUAAAACAAAGACACAGACCGUGUUCAAUAACUUCAAGAUAGUGAUUUGUUCUGAAGAAUGGACAUCGGUGUAUCAGCGACGAGCGUAUGACUUCAGUUUAUUAUUCAUCGUGUGCUUAAUUCCUGCUCAAAUUGUGUUCGUGUCUUAUAUUUUAAUGGGCAAACGCCUCUGGGUGACAGACUCUGCUUUAAAAGCAAACACAAGUUCUAAAGCUGUUGGCAGUACUCGCGGUUCAAGCCACGGUCCGUAUGACUCUGUGAGAGCCAGUCGGAGAAGAACUGCUAAAAUGUGUAUUGUAGUUUCUGUAGUAUUUGUAGUCUGCUGGCUUCCUUAUUACACUGUGAACAUUUAUUUGGACUUCAAACGUGAUGAGGGAUUACUGGACAUCGUGUACUGGGGAUUAUUUAUCGGUCAUCUCCAUUGUAUUACCAAUCCAAUAUUAUAUUGCUUUAUGCACAAAACAUUUCGCUAUUGCGUCAAAAGAAUGUUGCCUUGCUGGAGGAAAUCCUUCGUCAGAACGCCAUCUGGAUAUGGCACCAAUGCCGGGAACAGAAUGGGCAGUCUGGUGACCAGUACUCGACGGGCGUGUCCGGCCGGCGAGCGAACCCACGCGCGACUCAGCCAGUCAUGCAGUGCCAGCUCCAGUACAUCGACGGCCACCCAGCCAGAAACCUCCCCCGUGCAUGGACAGGACAUCAAACCACCGCCUAGAAGAGUGCGGCUCAUACUUAUGAAACUAAAGCGACGGAGGCUUUGUAAAGAAUCUAGCAAUGAUUCAUUUAAGCUUGUUGAUAUACCAAGCUCGAUAACCGAGGAAGCACCUAUUGAAACAGUUACUUAACUGUGAUAUACUUAUCUGUGUAAUGAUGUAUCAUUAUGUAUUAUUAUUUUGUUUUAAAUUUCAAAAGCAAACUUAUAUUUAUGCAUUUUUACAUUUUUAAUGUCUGCACAUAUUGAGAUAAUUCGAUUUAUGAAUUUAGAAAAAUAUCAGAAUAAUAAACCCAUCAUGAAGAGAUAAUUAG